CUGUGGUUCCUCUUCCAAGUUCCAAGUUCUACCAUCACUAGUACUCUUUUCUUCUUGUUUUCCUCCGAACAUGGCAUAUACCCACAACGAUUUCUUUUCUUCGUUGAUUACCGAGAUAAAGACCUACAAUGGUAAAGACCCUCUUCUGCCAUGGCUCCGAGGUAUCCGUAAAAUGAAGGACUAUCUCCCGCCUCUGCUUCUCAAGGAGAAGCUCCCUCGAUUCCUUCAGAAAUGUGCUCAGACCUUUGAGGACGAUCGGCGUUACCGGAACGACAUGCGCUACCUUCGCGUUUGGAUACAACUGUUGGAUUUUGUGGACGACCCUCGAGCUCUUCUCAAGACGAUGGAGACGAAUCGGAUUGGAACGAAGUUGGCACUAUUUUACCAAGCCUAUGCCCUGUACUACGAGAAGCUCAAGAAGUUUGAGGAGGCUGAGAAAAUGUUCCAUCUGGGCGUGCAGAAUCUUGCAGAGCCUGCAGGUGAGUUGCAGAAAUCGUAUGAUAAGUUUCUCCAACGAAUGGAGCUAUACAAGAAAAGAAAGGCCAGGGAAGGAAGAAUUGCCAUGAGGCCCCUGACUGUUAGGGAUGCCUCUUCUCAACUGGGAAAAGAAGCUAGAGAAGAAAGUAGCAGAAUGGAAUGCGGUGCUUCAGCAACAGGGUCUAAGAUUUUUCCAACAGAAGCACAAAAUAAUUGUAAAAUUGUUGGGAACAAAAUGGAAACAGAAGAAAGCACUACUGCAGUUAGGAAUGGAAGAUUUGACCCUGAUGUUCACCUUCCUCCUAAUCAUCUCGGGAUUUUAGCAAACUCUUCUGAUGUUGGAAAAGUUAGUGAUCCUUCCAUAGAGAAGCAAACCACAGGAAUUGUCUGCCCCAAAAGUUCCUUCAAGCAGCAAGAGAACACUGGUGUGGAAUCAUUUAAGCCAAACACAUAUUGCAACGAUGACACAGUGGUGGUAAAAUUUGUAGAUACUGCCAUUGUUGGAAAGUCUGAAGCAGAAGAUGCCUGCCAUCAUGGGUUGGUGGAUCCAACAAUCAAUAUGAAGGAGGCCAUGAAUGCAAUAAACAACAUGUUUCGUGAACCUUUGGAUAUGCAGCCAGUGGGUAAGAGAAGAUCACAGAGAAACCAUUUUGAAAUAAAUAAUAAUGUGAAUAAUGGGUUUGAAGUAUUUGUUGAUGAAGGCUUUGAAAAUGGGGUUGGCUUGGCUGAUCAGAGCAAGGGAAGUGGUGAAUUGCGUACUCGGAAUCAUGUAGAUCCAACAUUGCUAAAGAAGCAUACUAGCAUUGAAACACGGAAGCCUCCCCAAGAAACCUUUAAGAUAUUUGUUGAUGAUGAAUGCGACGACAGUGGUGACAACAAUAAUGAAAAUAAUGGAUUAGCAUGUCAUGUGGUCGAUCAUUCCACUGAAGGAUCGUUGCUAUCUGAUCAAACUAUAAAUGCAUUUGUAUUUCCAGGUCCUAAGGAUCUCCCAUCCAAUGGUUAUGAUGAUCUGGAUGUACAGAGCUCACCUAAUAUGAAACUCAGGGAAGAUACAGUUGUCUGUAGGUUUGUAGGGUCUACCAUUCUGGAUGACCCGGAGGUUGAAAAUGCUUGCCACCAUGGCUUGGUAGACCCCACAAUCAACCUGAAGGAGGCUAUGGAUGACAUAAACAGCAUGUUUGGAAAGCCUUUAGAUUUUGUGAAGACCAACAGAUCAAAAAAACAACAUAAUCCACCAGAAAAGAAGAGGGACUCUGGAUUUUCCAUACUGCCUGAUGAGAACUUGGAAAAUCAACUACAGCAACAAGCUUCAUUGAGGCCAUCUAGCAAAUUGGGCAGCGAAUUUGAUUUAUUUGAGCCGACUGUGUGUACCAAGGAGGCCAUGGAUGAGAUAAAUGCGAUGUUUGGGAAGCCAUUGGAUUUCUAGGAACAUUCUCUCUUUACUCUACAGUACGGAUGUCAAUCACAGGUUCUGGUUUUCAGUCUACUUUCAUGGUGGCAUGGAGUUUGAAUCCAUAAACAUCUGGUUAUGCUAAUUGGCGUGGCUUUUUUUGUGUCAUCCAUCUGCCAAUUCAAAGUAUCACAUCCCGAGGAUCUAAUUGGUCGGUUUUCUCUUAGGUUCUCUAUUUUCUUUGCCAUCCAAAAAACCUUUGGAUGAUCCAAUUGAAGGGUCUGAAAGAUGUCCAACCAUGUUGUCAAUAUCAUUAGGGUUUGGUUAGCUUUUAGGUCUAAUGACUAUGAAGCACAAGCCUGCUUAUCAAGGUCAUGAUGAGUUUUUUUUUUUUUUUUUUUUAAUUGUAACAUGAUGAGGCAUGUCAUACCUUACUGCAGCAUAGGCAGCCUAGGUGAAUUGAUCCAUGUUCUGGAAUUUUAGUAUCAUCUGCUUAUCAUUGAUGAUAAUAAUGGAACAUUCUGCUGAAAAAAGAAAUAGAAUGAUGCAUCAGUACAA
Nelumbo nucifera (sacred lotus) is the source of this 2425-nucleotide messenger RNA. Its product is annotated as Mad3/BUB1 homology region 1. Lineage: Eukaryota; Viridiplantae; Streptophyta; Magnoliopsida; Proteales; Nelumbonaceae. Gene Ontology annotation, molecular function: protein kinase activity. Gene Ontology annotation, biological process: mitotic spindle assembly checkpoint signaling; meiotic sister chromatid cohesion, centromeric. The record is from RefSeq and is a predicted model, not a curated record.